AUGAUAGACGGUCUCUACAAAUUUUAUGCAAGAUCCUCAUCAUCUGGUCAUGCUCUUGUACCUUAUAACUAUGCAGAUCCUCCACUACUCAUUGUUGUGACCUUUGCGGAUAUCACAAUUACUUCACCUCUCAUCCCACCACAAUUACCACCACACGAUCAAUUACAUUCUAUUAUGAAUGCAUUAAUGAAGACAUUUCCAUCUUCUUAUUUCGUAUUGGUGGCUCCUGGAGAUGAAUCCACAUCCACAUCUACUUUUCUGGCGAUACCACAAGAACUUCCUCCUAAAUUUUGUUGUAUAAAGUUAUUUCGAUUUCGACGUCAUAAAGUAUUUUGUUCAUCCGAUUGUAUAUUAGAUCCUUUAUGGAUUCAUGAAUUUCAAGAGAUGUCACAGAAUUUACACAGUUCCCAACAUGUUGUUUCUCACAUAUUAUUUCACAUGGGAUUUACUCUUAAAUUAGAUACACUUUGUCGUCUUAUCUCUGAGAGUCAUUGGAUUGGGGAUGAACAUCUUGUGGCGGAUUUACUACAGUGUCUCUCUUCACAUAGAGAGAAUCUUUAUACUUCCUCGAAUGCAGCCCUCUUUGAGCCAUCGAGUAAACUUCAAGUAGAGAGUAGGGUGCAUAUAGAAAAGAAUAGAGAAAUGUCAUCCAAUUCUAGUCUUCUUGAAGUUGGACUUCGUGUAAGAAGUAUUACUUUACAUAAUGAUGAUAAUAAUAAUAACAAUACUACGCAUGAGAAUAGUAGUAUAAACAAUCUAUUAUUAUCAUCAUGUGGAAAUUCUAAUGAACUUGAGUCCCCAUUAUGGGUUAUUAUCCUUCACGCUUGUGGUAGUGGUGAUGGAUCUCAAUCUAUGGAAGAGUUACGAUGGUUAUUAGAUCAUCUCUCUUUAAAUGAUUAUGUAUUUGCCUCUCUUGCGGGUGAAAUUGUAGUUCCUCCCUGUCAGGCUAAUGAAGCCUUAAAGUGGUGGAAACAAACCAACCACGCUGUUAAGAUGCGAGGACGUCGACGUUUACGUGGACUUCAACAAGCCAUACAAGAGAUGUGGGAACAGGCCGCAAUGGUGAUUGGAUAUUGGAGACAUGAGGAAUUACGUCAUUAUAUACAAGGAAAUUAUAAAGGUAAAGAAGGUCGUCCUAUUGUAUUAUUCUUUCCUCCUUUAGAUUUAUGUAGUGUGGAGGAUUUAUCUAUUAAUUCUAUUCAACAUCAAUUGGCGUUUUUUCGAGUUCCUGUGUUUUCUUUGGUAACAUCUGAAUUUACCAAAACUACACAUGUAUUGAUGGAUUUAUGUAAACUUACACAAGGUAAAAUAUUUUAUGCUAUUUGUGAUAAACCUAAAAAUGGUCGACAUGUCCCUUCACGCGUAUCUUUUGAUCGAUUGAUACAAAAUACACUUCAAACGAUUCGCCGUACUUCACAUAUGAAUACUGCUUUAUUUGUGAUGACCAAUCACAAUAAUAGUAAUAAUAAUAAUAAUAAUAAUAAUAAUAAUAAACAUAGUGAUAAUGAUGAGGAUGAGGAUAAUGAUGAGGAUGAUGAUCCUAUACAGCAAAUGACGACAUCAGAACCGUUUGGAAAGCCAUUUACAGUAUUAUUGUAUAAAUGUAAUUCAACAAGAGGGACAUCUGGUAUGUAUUUAGAAUUGGGUCCACUUUCAGUAAACACAGAAACACCUGUUUAUAUAGCUACUCCACUCUCUGAAGAUAAGAGAAGAGAUAUAGAAGAAGAAGAAGAAGAAGAAGAAGGAGAAAAUGUGAUGAAUGAGAAAACUAUUGGUAUGCAAAUGUUAAUCUUUACUUAUGCGAUUGAAAAGCGUCAAUAUGAAAUUAUACCUAUUCGAUCAUUUAAACUAUUUAAAAAACAUCCAUUACCGGAACGUAUAUGGUGGGAAAGUCUCCAAGUAGUUGCGAAUACGAUACUCCAUCCGGAACAUCGAAUGAUAUCUAUUAGUCAUUAUGGAGAAAAUAAUUUACGUAUGAAAAAUAAAUAUUCAUGGUUGAAGAAUGAUUAUGAUUAUAAUAAUAAUAAUUAUAAUAAUGAAAGGAGGGGAAGUAAUAUGAAAUUAUUGCGUAAACUACGAGAAGCACCUCAACGUGAAUUAUUACUUUCUAUUUGCGUAGUUGCUCAUUAUGGGGAAUUGGAAAUUGGUAGUUUAGAUGUUCCCAAUAGAUUCCCUAAUUCCUUAUUAUUAUUAGAAGAAGAAGAAGUAGAAGCAUCCUAUCCAUUGAAUUUUUUCCUUCAUAAGAAAGAAGCCGCAUGGUGGGAUCAAUGGGAGCGAUCACGUCCUAAUAGUUAUUUUAUUAAUUCUACUGUAGAUUUACGAUGGACAAACUUUCUUAUUCAUACUGCACCUGUUUCAAGUUUAGCAUCUCUGUUAACAUCUACACUUCCUAUCUCUAUGCGUUUUGAUAGACCCAUCUCAACAACCAUCGCUAUUACGAGAGUUGAGUAUAGUAGAGCGGAGAUCUCUCUUCCUUCUAUACAUCAUAUUCAUAUUCUUAAAGAGGUAAAGAGUCGUUAUUUGGUACUUUUUAUAGUUAAUGCCUUUACGAAAGAGAUGCAUAUACAACGGAUUUUAUCUAUUCCAAUAGUAGAGGAAUCUCUCUUUUUUACUUAUUUACAUUUAUUUAGAUAUUUACAAUCUGAAACUACAUAUUGUGUGGUUCAUCUUGCCUUGGGUCUUUCUUCUAGUGUAAAGUGGAUCUCUGCAAAGGAUCUUUUGAUAUGUGAUGGGGUAACCUUUACAACUCCUCGUUCUCCUGUAGAUACGAUUCGUAUUACUUCCAUUACUCAUACAAGUGUUAAAGUUGAAUGGAAUGGUUUAUUAGAAGAUAUACGAUUAAUGUGGUAUCCAUUAUCUUGGGUUAAUAAUAAUAAUAAUAAAGAAGAAGAAAAAGAAGACUCUUCUAAACAAUUACUUUCAGAGAAGGAAAAUACAAUGAUGAUAGAUCAUUCCUUAACUAGUUGUAUGAUAAAUGAUUUAAACCCCUGUACGGUGUAUUGCUUAGAGAUUGGAACCUUCAAUCAACGUCAUCGUCAUAAAAUGAUAAGUGAAGAUAGUGAGAAGAAUUCUUUUACUGUAAUGGAAUUAUAUUUUGUUACUUGUAUCUCACCAGAAGAUAAUUCAUUACAUGUGGAUGCGGUGAUUCCAUCUAUAAAUGAUUUGGAUAUCGUAUUAUCUUAUCCAAUAUUCACAGGUAUUGUCGAGACUCGAUAUUUAAACUUUAUACAAGUACUCAUUAUUCCUAUUAUCUCUAUUAAUACUCCAAUGUGUACUCUGGGGAAAGGGUAUGAACGAGUGGAUGAACAGACGGGAAUAAAAUCUAUAGUAACACACGUGAGUGCGGAUGGUUCUGCAGAAAUUCCUGUAAAUAUUUCAUUUGAAAUGAUAAUAAAACCAUUAAAAACAGGAAUAACUAUAAUGGAUAACACCUCAUGGUUGAUGAUAUCCUCUUUAGAUGCUAUCUAUACAAGGAAGAUUGGUCCAUUUGAAGUUAUUACCCGCAUGCAUUGUACCUCUGUGAAACCUACAAGUGCUAAACUUACAUGGGAAGGGAAAUCAUUUUCUUUUACGGUGUUUCUAUAUAUACACAACUAUAGAAGUAAUCAUACUAACAAUGGAGAAAAUGAUAAUGAUGAAUCUUCUCAAGUUGUGUGUAUUCGAAAAGUAAUCUUGUCUGGUAAUAAUAAUAAUAAUAAUAAUAAUAAUAAUGGUUCACUGGAAUUGGAAUUGAAUCAUUUAAUUCCCUGUUCAAACUAUACGGCUACGGUACGAACUGAAAAUGGAUUGGAUGAAUUAAGUAUAAACUUCUAUACACCUCCUCCUCCGCCUUUACCAGAUGCCGUUAUUCUCUAUUCAAACAUGAUGUCACUUCUCUUAAGUGUGGAACUUCCGGAAAACACAAGAGAAACUCAAUUUCUCUCUAUUGCAAUAUCUUCUUUACAUGUAGAGAUGAAUAAUUACCAUAGUGGAGCUGUCAAGAGGAAAAUUAUACCUAGUUAUGCUGAAGUGCAGGAAGGCCAUCCUAUCAUUGUAAGUUUAUAUCAACAUUGUUUGAUCUCUCCUACACAGUGGGUGUGUAGUGCCGCGACUAUACUUUAUGCAAUAACAGAUCUUCGUUGUUGUUUACAUAAAGAUAUGGAUAAUACUCAACAACAACAAGAAGAAGAAAAGAGUAUUUUAUUACUGUGGACCUGUGCAGCUGUACGGGAUGGGGCUUUCUUGGAAGUUAUUGUGAAUGGAGUUUCACACCUACCAGAGUUGGUGGAUAUAAAGUCAAAUGGAGAGAAGAGUAGUCAAAAUACACUUUCUAUGAGAAUAGAUUCAAAUAGACUAACACGUGUGGAGUUUUGUGGUCCUUUUAUUAUUCGUGAAAUAUCACCCAUAUUUAUAUUGCCAGCCCCACCACCGCUUACGGUGUUAGAUUGUAAAGUGCAGGCUCUGGUAACUCGCACUGGGGAUGAUGUGAAGAUUCAUAUUAUGGAAUCUUUUGUUAAUGCGCUUCGAUUACUUUACAUGGAUGUGAAGGAAGUUGUGAUAUUCCUACUAUGUAUUAGUAAUGAUGAUAUUAGUGAUAAUAAUAAUAAUAAUAAUAAUAAUAAUAAUAAUAAUAAUAAUAAUAGUGAUUGUAGUCAUAAGAGGAGUAAUAGUAGUAGUAGUAGUAGUAAUAAUAGUGGUACUGCUGUUGUUAAGAAGAUGUAUGAGAUUGAAAUCCCAUUAUAUACAGAAGAAAAGGAUCUGAUAGUUUCACUGCAGACUGGAGUAGAUACUGUGAUGCCAAGAGUGAAAACUAUACAAAAUGGUAAUAAUGGUGAAGAGGAAGAAGAAGAGGAAGUUAUGAUGAUGACAUUGUAUAUCAAAGUACAAGAGAAAGAUUAUGGUGAUAUUACUAUUAAUGAUGAUAAUAAUAUUAAUAUUAAUAGUAAUACUCUGGUUCCUCAUGGAAUGGAUGAAGAGAUAUUUCAAUCCAUACCUGCAGUUCUUAUUCCAUGGAGUAUUUCUGAACCUUUAGAAGUUUGUGUAAAUCGAAGAAAGAGAGAUUCCUGCAUUGUAGAUUUAAAAGUAACGGCACUUCUUCCUACUUCCAUUACUCUUUCAUGGUCUAAUAAUGUUCAUAUGGAAUUUAAUGAAGAUCAUCACAAUUCUGGUAUGUUUGUGCAGAUUCAAUCAGCAGCAAAGGAAUUGAGUGUGGGUACAUUUAAAGACUGUGUGAUGUGCCCUACUCCUUCUAUUACGAUUGAUGGUCUCUUACCAGCAACACCGUAUAUUAUCACAAUAAGUGAAAGUGUGGAAGUGCAGGGGAAACGUAUUUAUGUUGUCACUCCAUAUGAUAUUAGUGAUGAGAUGCUUAUAGAGAUGAUUGCCUCCAUGAACAUUAGUUGUGAUCUUGAGAAGGAUGUUUAUAUUAAUAAUAAUAAUAAUAAUAAUAAUAAUAAUAAUAAUAACAGUAUAAGAAAAUACAGGAGUGAAGGGGAGAAGGGUUUGCUCUUUAUAGAGCCUAAAGUUCCCCAUUUAUCCACUCAAUCUAAUGUAUCUUUACAAUUUUCUCUUCCCGCUGAGAAAAACACUCUCUGGACGUUAUCUUCACAUCAUACCUGGUUUGCAGGAGAUGCAUCUCAUUCACAUUUUCCAUGUUUGUGUGUUUGUGGAUCUCUGCGUGUUGGACUGGUGGCCUGGUCAGAUGCGUUAUUGUGUUUGUGGAGUAAUGCGGGAAUAACGGAGAAGAGUACGGCGGUGUGUACAUUCCCGUUGGAAUCAGAGAAGAUGGGAACACUUUGGCCGCAUCUCCUUCUCAGAAUUACAUCUAAUGUACAGCAUAAACAAGAUCAAAGACUAUCACUAACAUCCUCCUUAUCCUCAAUCCCCAAUCAACAACAACAACAAGAAGAAGAAGAAGUGAAUACACCUAAAGAAGAAGAAAAUAAUAAUAAUAAUAAUAAUAAUAAUAAUAAUAAUAAUAAUAAUAAUAAUAAUCUUUAUAGAGGGUUGCGAAUGUCUAUUAAUAUUCCACAGAAUCGUGAUAUUAUUGUGGAUCUUAUUGGAUGUCCACGUCUUGUAUAUAUGGAUGAGACCCGUUGUGUACUGCAGUGGAAUGGAUCUUGUGUAUAUUAUCAUCUUCGCUGGCGUAUUGGGGUAACAGGUGUUAUUCACACAACUACAAUUACACAGAAACCACAUCAACAUCCAAAUAUAUCUCUUGAUAUUUCUACAUUAGCAAAUACGGUGAUAUUCUUCUCUGUAUAUAGUGCACGAGGUUUCUCUAAUGGUCUCUGCUUUGCUGUACUUAUCCCACCAAAGAUUAAUCAAAUCCCUUCACACAUUCUUAACAGAGAAGAUGAGAUAUAUAUAGAAAAAUAUACCUUAUCUCUCUCUGAAGAGAAUGAAGUACCAUCGCCGUUGUUAGAAUUGGAAUGGCAUAUACCAACACAGAAAUCAAUAUCAGCCAUCGCAACAACAAGAAGAACAACAAACAAAGAAGAAGAGGAAGAAGAAGAUAAGAAAGAGAUUAUGUGUAUAGCUAGAGUCUGUGAUCUAUCCAGUGUUGUUUGGCUACAGACAUUUACAGAUAUAUUAGAUGGUGUUGUAAACCACAAAUUGCCACUUCCUACUACUAUGACGUGGCUUAACCCUGUUGUGAAUGUUACAUUUUCUAUUUUCUCUUCCAUGUAA
Molecule: messenger RNA, 6669 nt
Organism: Trypanosoma theileri
Lineage: Eukaryota; Euglenozoa; Kinetoplastea; Trypanosomatida; Trypanosomatidae
Exons: 1
Coding region: 1-6669 (2222 amino acids)
Molecular function (GO): protein binding
Source: RefSeq, a predicted model, not a curated record